AUGGUUGCAGCCGGUAAUCCAAUUCUGAAUACUGAAACAUCACCAAUAAGAGACGAAAAUGAUGAUGAUGAUGUACAGCUGAAUAAUAAUGAUGCUGGAUAUAGCCUUGGGUUUGAUUUAGAAUUGGAGACAAUAGCUGAAAACGAAAAGGAAGCUCCUAAGAAGAAGCAUCGAGGGCCAACAAAGCUUACACAAGUUCAUGCGCGUACAAGAGAAGAACGCCAAUAUAUUAUUCUGAACUCAUUUGGCCAACCAGUAGGACCUACAAAGGAAAUUGUUGAAGAGUUUAAGUUCUUCCUCGGAACUUUGGGGAAGGAUUCUGAGCUUGCGCCACUCAAUUAUGUCAAUUUUCGAGAUCUGCCCACACAUGACAAAAUAUGGGAUUAUGUUUUGGAAAAAUAUAUAGUUCCUGAAGCCGGAAGAAAAUAUGCAAUGGAGGCUGUCAAUACAAGUUGGCGUAGUUAUAAAUGUAGAUUUAAGAAGAAUCAUUUCUAUGCAUAUGCCACUGAUGAGUUAAGAUGGAAGAAUAAACCAGACACUAUUUCAGAAGAAAGUAAGACCAACAGAGAAAAUCGUUUGUUGUUAAAUGAUAUGCACACGAUGGGCCGUAAGGGGUUUGGAAUUUUACGUCAUGAAUUGCAAGAGCAGGAUCCGGAUAAGCAAGAACCUUCUCAAGCAAAGGUCUACAAAGAAUCAAGGAAAAGAGUUCCAGGGAGAACAUACCUUACCAACCCUGAGAAAACCGAAGAGAAUAUUGCAAAACUAGAUGCUUUAGAGUCCACCCAAAACGGAGAAGAAGGGAGAAAUUCCAAAGACCUUAUCUCUGAAGUGAUACAAGGUCCCAAAAGCAAAAGCAAAAGCCGUGUACCACUUUACGGAAAAGGUGUGACAAAGAGUGACUUGAAGAAAAAGGAAAAAAAAUCAGGAUUCUUGAUUCCGGAAGAGUUCUUGCAGAGUAUGAAAACAGAGUUGGUGCAGCAACUUGCACCCCACGUUGUGUCUAUGAUUGUAUCUCAACUUCAAGAAGCUAAUCCCGAGAUUAAUAUAGUUAUUCCUGAUUUUGUGACACCAUCAAUUCCAAAUGGUGCAUCUAGUGCGCCGCAUGUCAGUGAGCGAAAUGGACAGUCUGGUGGGACAAGCAGGACAAUUAACCAGUUGGACAGUCUCCUUGUGUAUUUGAUGGCAACUCUUCUAGGGAAGCUUUGUGAAUCAUAG
Molecule: messenger RNA, 1215 nt
Organism: Spinacia oleracea (spinach)
Lineage: Eukaryota; Viridiplantae; Streptophyta; Magnoliopsida; Caryophyllales; Amaranthaceae
Exons: 8
Coding region: 1-1215 (404 amino acids)
Source: RefSeq, a predicted model, not a curated record